Alternaria rosae is the source of this 1249-nucleotide messenger RNA. Its product is annotated as WD40-repeat-containing domain protein. The transcript is spliced from 2 exons. Gene Ontology annotation, cellular component: actin cytoskeleton; Arp2/3 protein complex. The coding region runs from base 128 to 1222 and encodes 364 amino acids. Gene Ontology annotation, molecular function: actin filament binding. The record is from RefSeq and is a predicted model, not a curated record. Gene Ontology annotation, biological process: Arp2/3 complex-mediated actin nucleation. Lineage: Eukaryota; Fungi; Ascomycota; Dothideomycetes; Pleosporales; Pleosporaceae.
CCGCGGCAUCGCAGCCAUCCAGCAGCCCCACGUCACCAAGUCUCCCAAAGCUCCACAGCUUGCAACCCAAAACACCAAUUGGCAGUAGUAGAGAGUCUCCUAUUGCACGCCUACCCUCAUAUCCACCAUGUCCGGCCCCGAAGUCCACCACCUCUUCCACCAUCCCAUUGCGGACCAUUCCUUCUCCGCCGACCGCCAGACGCUCGCUGUAGCCCGCGAGAACAACGUCGACCUCUUCCAGAAGACGGGCAGUGGAUACAAACUCAAGGAUGAGCUCACAGGUCACGACAAGACAGUUACCGGUGUAGACAUUGCACCCAACUCUGGCAAGAUUGUGACUUGCUCGCAGGAUCGUAAUGCCUACGUUUGGGAGCCGUCGCCGCAGGGAUGGAAGCCUACAUUGGUGCUCCUCCGUAUCAACCGCGCCGCUACCUGUGUCCGCUGGGCACCCUCCGAGACCAAGUUCGCAGUGGGCUCUGGUGCUCGUUUGAUCCCCGUCUGCUACUUUGAAGAGGAGGACAACUGGUGGGUCUCCAAGCACAUUAAGAAGCCCAUUCGCUCCACCAUCACCUGUGUCUCCUGGCACCCCAACUCAGUUUUGCUCGCCGCAGGAUCUACCGACGGACACGCUCGCGUGCUCUCUUCCUUCAUCAAGAACGUGGACGCGCGUCCGGAGCCCUCGGCAUGGGGAGAGCGCCUCCCAUUCAACACUAUUUGCGGCGAGUACUUGAACAACACCGCAGGUUGGGUCCACAGCGUUGCCUUCUCUCCCUCGGGUAACGCCCUUGCAUUCGCAUCCCACGACAGCACCCUCACCGUCGUCUACCCGAGCGGCCCCGAACAAGCUCCCCGCGCCAUCCUCAGUGUCAGCACUCAAGUCUUGCCUUUUAUGUCGCUCUUAUGGAGCUCUGAGGAUGAGAUCAUCGCUGCUGGAUACAACUGUGAGGCCUACCGUCUGAAGGGUGACGAGUCUGGCUGGCAGCUUACAGGAAGUCUGGAGGCUAAGAGCCGACCUGGUCUUUCGGAUCAGCGUGAGGAGAGCGCUUUGAACAUGUUCAGGCAGAUGGAUCUCAAGGGCAAGUCGGGCACGGAUGACACCAAGCUCAAGACUGUGCACCAGAACACCAUCAACACUAUCCGAAGCUUUGAAGAGAGCGGAAGCGGUAUCACCAAGAUCAGUUCCACGGGUGUGGAUGGAAGGGUUGUUAUCUGGACUUUGUAGGCACAGACUUCCAGUGGGUCAGGUUGU